Molecule: messenger RNA, 1481 nt
Organism: Triticum dicoccoides
Lineage: Eukaryota; Viridiplantae; Streptophyta; Magnoliopsida; Poales; Poaceae
Exons: 7
Coding region: 236-1219 (327 amino acids)
Source: RefSeq, a predicted model, not a curated record
CGCAGUCGCCCCCGAUCUCACAAUCAAAAGAAGCCGCCGCCGCCGCCGCCGCCGCUGGUGCGAUACGAUCGUCGGAGCAGCCGACUGCUCUUCCGCCCCUCAAGAUCUGAGCAGUGCGCUGCGUAGCCGGCGUUCAUCCACGCCAGAUCUCGACUUGGUGCGCUGCGGAGCCGGCGUUCAUCCACGCCCGAUCUCAACUUAGUGCGCUGCGGAGCCGGCGUCCCCUUUGCUGGAGAUGCGUCCCCAGCAUCCCCCGCGUCCCCCGCUGGCAAUCCCUCAAGUCAUCCCACGUAAAAGAGGCAGAAGAAGUGCAAAGGAUGUGGUUGCACGACCAUUUAGGUGCACGAGAUAUGGUUGGUGGAAUCCAAUCAUGAAGCACACGUUUUUUGACGUACCUGCUCUAGAGUGCAAGUGCUGUAAAGAAAAGUGUCCACUGGAUUUCGAUUUUAACUUAUGUGGAAUUACCGUCAACCUUCACAAGAUUUUUGGACAUAUAUUGGAUCAAGGCAAUAGCGAGCUGUGCGAAGCAUUUGCUUUUGCCAAAAUCAUGGAGAUGACAAAAAAAAUUCAGUACUUGAUGCUAGCUAAGGACCCUACAUUAAUCGGGUCAUUGAAUCCGUUCCACUUAUUUGAUCAAUACAAAAUUAUGCUUGGAGGAGUUCCAGCUACCGGUGGAACGGAUCAAACCAUCUUAAUGGCAAUGGCUCUUAAAGAGCUAGGAAUUAUGGAUAAUCGUAAAUCAACUAUAUAUAGGGCAUCCAAUGUCUCUACCAUAAGCAGGAAUGACCAGCAGGCCAUUGUUUCUGCAUUGGCGAAUGGUUUUCCGCUGCACGCAACUAUUCUUCAGGGUACCAAACUGACUUUCCUAAGGUACUGUACUUCGUACGAACCCCCUGAUUUCUUCCAGGCUCUGAAAGUAAGAGCUCCUGAAGAUAUACCAUGUCAUGCUAUUGUGCUAGUAGGGGCUGUCAAGAAAAAGGGCAAGCUCUCUUAUUAUUUCUUGAAUGCCUGGAAACGGUUCUGUGCUCGUAGGAGUGAGGAUGGCACGUUAUUGGCCUAUGGGAUAGGAAAGGUAAAUGCUAAUAGGUUAUAUAGGAAUGUCAUCAAGGUAUCUCGCUUCAAGGAAGCUCCAAACGAGAGGAGUUUCACGCAAAACAUGAAACUGAACACAGCAUUGCUUGUUGGGGACCUGCCUAGGAGGGAACCUACCUUCAGGUGAAUGCUGUCUGUUUGCUACUCUAGUUGUGUUUGCUACUGUAGUUGUCUGUAACUGAAAUCUCUGAAUUCAUGAGACUUGCUACUGUAGUUGUCUGUAACUGAAAUCUCUGAAUUCAUGAGACUUGUACUGAAUGGGUGAGCACAUGACUAUGAAAUCUCUGAAUUCAUGAGACUUGUACUGAAUGGGUGAGCACAUGACUAUGUAGAGAACUUGAAGACUCCUAUGUUUGUUUCAAUUAUGAUCUUCAGGAAGAACUGAGCUA